Molecule: messenger RNA, 806 nt
Organism: Periophthalmus magnuspinnatus
Lineage: Eukaryota; Metazoa; Chordata; Actinopteri; Gobiiformes; Gobiidae
Product: phosphoinositide 3-kinase regulatory subunit 6-like
Exons: 4
Coding region: 18-392 (124 amino acids)
Biological process (GO): G protein-coupled receptor signaling pathway; positive regulation of MAP kinase activity
Cellular component (GO): phosphatidylinositol 3-kinase complex, class IB
Molecular function (GO): 1-phosphatidylinositol-3-kinase regulator activity
Source: RefSeq, a predicted model, not a curated record
GAGGUGUUUCCGUGAGGAUGAUGAAGGCUCAGAUCUGUGCGGUUCCGUCCACUGAAGCUGAAGAUCUAAACUGUUUGACGCUGGUUUUCAACGAAACCACAACUAAAAGUAAAAGUAACACUGUGGAUCCAAAAAUCCGGACCAAUAAUCUGAAGAUCAGGUCUUUGGAGAGUCGCUCGUUCACGGUGACGCUGGACAGAGACUCACGCCGCGUCUACAAGGACGUCCAGAGCAUCGAGAUCCUGCCGUGUCUGGACCCGGGCUACCGCGUCCAGAAAACCAUGAGGUCAAAGUUCAACCCCGGCGAGAAGGAGAAGGACGCCGGACUCAGCAAGUACAUGAGCAAAGGCCUCCUGCUGCCGAUCAACACGUUCGCCGGGAUCGUCAACUGAAGCGCCGCGUGUGAACGACCGGAACUUCACGAAAUGACAACAACAAACAAAAAAAAAGAUGAAUUUGUUGCCGUGACGACCAGCUCCCGGCGUUUUGAUGCUUCCGGCGUCGUUCCACACUACGUUUUUACACAAAGAACUGUCAGUAUAUGCACUAAGACCGACAAACGCAAAUCCAGUUUUAGUUUUCGUGGUACCAAACGUGUUUUUUUUAGAAUCGAAUUUGUCAAACUCCAGAUGGUGAACUCUGACCUUCACUGUGACGCUCGCCGCGACUUAAACCCGUUUCAAAAUGAUAAAAAAAAGACGUGCUAAAGUUCACCUUUUAUUUAAAACUAUGACCUAUAAAAGAGACUGAAACUGAAACUUCAUCACGUCAGGUUUUAGUCUGAGAGGAAAAGCCCGACUGUUAAA